AUGGGUCGCGUUCGCACCAAGACCGUUAAGAAGUCCGCCAAGGUCCUGAUUGAGCGGUACUACCCCAAGCUCACUCUCGACUUCGAGACCAACAAGAGAUUGUGCGAUGAGGUCGCUAUAAUCGCCAGCAAGCGCCUGCGCAAUAAGAUUGCUGGAUACACCACGCAUCUGAUGAAGCGCAUUCAGCGUGGCCCCGUCCGUGGUAUUUCCUUCAAGCUCCAAGAAGAAGAGCGUGAGCGCAAGGAUCAAUACGUUCCCGAAGUUUCUGCUCUCGACGUUAGCCAGAACAGCGAGAGUGGCAAGUUGGAUGUCGACCAGGAGACCAAGGAUUUGUUGAAGAGCAUUGGUUUCGAUUCAAUCCCAGUCAACGUUGUCCCUGUUUCCCAGCAGCAGGUUGCCGAGCGCCCUCGUCGUUUCGUCCGAUAA
Molecule: messenger RNA, 426 nt
Organism: Talaromyces proteolyticus
Lineage: Eukaryota; Fungi; Ascomycota; Eurotiomycetes; Eurotiales; Trichocomaceae
Exons: 3
Coding region: 1-426 (141 amino acids)
Biological process (GO): translation
Cellular component (GO): ribosome
Molecular function (GO): structural constituent of ribosome
Source: RefSeq, a predicted model, not a curated record